This is a messenger RNA of Perkinsus marinus ATCC 50983, 778 nucleotides long. RefSeq lists its product as hypothetical. The record is from RefSeq and is a predicted model, not a curated record. Bases 157 to 765 code for a protein of 202 amino acids. Gene Ontology annotation, biological process: RNA processing. Gene Ontology annotation, molecular function: RNA methyltransferase activity; RNA binding. Lineage: Eukaryota; Perkinsozoa; Perkinsida; Perkinsidae. The transcript is spliced from 4 exons.
UCCAGUUGUUCAUGCUCGGAUGCGGCGGCCUCUCUAGGAGACGGAUCGCCUCGCUUGGCGGUCCCUUCCUACACUGUAGUGUCACAUCUAUAGUCGACAGUGCAGUGCCGCCGCCUCACACACUCAUCAUGCUGGACGGCGUCAAGUACCCGGGCAAUGCUGGGAAUGUCCUCUCCAAUGCGGGCAAGCUGGGGUGCUCCGCGGUCUUGCUCGGUCGUUCGAGGAGGUCCUCUCAACCUUACCAACAGUGAACUCCAACGUUACGAGACAGCUGAGAUACUCGACUGGUGCCUCAGGGAUUUCGCCCUGUCAGCCUUGUGCUCGUCUAGUACGGUUCGCCGUGGAGGAAUACCUCUCGUGUUGAACGUCCAUUGUGUGGACACGAUACACCUCCUGCGAGAGGAGUAUGCUUAUCGAGUGAUCCUUAUCGAGAACAAGGAAGUGGCCGUCGACCAUGGCUUACCCUUCAUCGACUUGAGUUGCGAGGCAUCUGCGCGGGCCGAGAUAUCUACACCUCGAGUGUUGUUCGUUGGUGGGGGAGAGCUCGAAGGAGUUGGACCGCUCAUCCCGAAGAUUCCGACUGUUUUCGACCACCAUCACAGCUACAAUGUGUGUACUGCGAUGACUCUAGUGAUGUUCGAGCGAUAUCGAUUCACUAAGACCUGGCCUCGACCCAGCAUGCUGCCACCAUUGUCAGACGGGGAGCUUGCUGCUCUACGUGAGCAGAGGGUAGGAACGAGGGGGAAGGAUCAUGAUCAGUUCUAGCGUUGUUUCUGGU